Messenger RNA from Nothoprocta perdicaria, 1324 nucleotides. It is a transcript of the gene EIF2S1, whose product is annotated as eukaryotic translation initiation factor 2 subunit alpha. The transcript is spliced from 7 exons. Gene Ontology annotation, molecular function: ribosome binding; translation initiation factor activity; RNA binding. Gene Ontology annotation, cellular component: eukaryotic translation initiation factor 2 complex; eukaryotic translation initiation factor 2B complex; eukaryotic 48S preinitiation complex. The coding region runs from base 1 to 948 and encodes 315 amino acids. Lineage: Eukaryota; Metazoa; Chordata; Aves; Tinamiformes; Tinamidae. The record is from RefSeq and is a predicted model, not a curated record.
AUGCCUGGCCUAAGCUGUAGGUUCUACCAGCACAAAUUUCCAGAGGUGGAAGAUGUAGUGAUGGUCAACGUUCGGUCCAUUGCGGAAAUGGGAGCUUAUGUCAGCCUGCUGGAAUACAACAACAUCGAAGGCAUGAUCCUCCUUAGCGAGCUCUCCAGGAGACGUAUCCGGUCCAUAAACAAACUCAUCCGCAUCGGAAGGAACGAAUGCGUCGUGGUCAUAAGGGUUGACAAAGAGAAAGGUUAUAUUGACUUAUCAAAAAGAAGAGUUUCUCCAGAGGAAGCAAUCAAAUGUGAAGACAAAUUCACAAAAUCGAAGACUGUUUACAGCAUUCUUCGCCAUGUUGCUGAGGUCUUAGAAUACACUAAGGACGAGCAGCUGGAGAGUCUGUUCCAGAGAACUGCCUGGGUAUUCGAUGACAAGUACAAAAGACCAGGAUAUGGUGCUUAUGAUGCAUUCAAGCAUGCAGUCUCAGACCCUGCAAUCCUGGAUAGUCUAGAUUUGACAGAGGAAGAGAGACGUGUGUUGAUUGACAAUAUUAACAGACGUCUGACACCACAAGCCGUGAAAAUUCGAGCUGACAUUGAGGUUGCCUGUUACGGCUAUGAAGGCAUAGAUGCAGUGAAAGAAGCCUUGAGAGCAGGCUUGAACUGUUCCACGGAGAACAUGCCCAUUAAAAUUAAUCUAAUAGCUCCUCCUCGUUAUGUGAUGACUACUACGACGCUGGAGAGAACCGAAGGGCUGUCUGUUCUGAAUCAAGCCAUGGCUGUCAUUAAAGAAAAAAUUGAGGAGAAGAGAGGCGUCUUCAAUGUGCAGAUGGAACCAAAGGUGGUUACUGACACAGAUGAGACUGAGCUUGCAAGGCAACUGGAAAGACUGGAAAGGGAAAAUGCUGAAGUAGAUGGGGAUGACGAUGCUGAGGAAAUGGAAGCCAAAACUGAAGACUAAAUGUUCCGGAAUAUUUAGAAGAGAGAGAGAGCAUAUGAAAAAAUUAGACAUCCCAUUUCAAACGCCCUGGACCAAAUGUUUCCAGUAUUGAAAACUUGGAAAGCUUUCAGUACUUUUCAAUACUUUUCCAAUAUUGAAAAGCAAAUACAUCAAGUAUUUUACUGUUAUAAAACAAGAACAAUAUAUGAAAUUCUCUCCUAAACAACAUUUGCUCUCAUGUAGGAACUUAUGCAAAUUGAGUCAAGGGAAGGUGCCUAGCUGCAUUCAAGGCCAGAGAGGGGCCACAGACUCAACACUUCCAUUUGUAAUAAUUCCAAAUUUAAUUCAACAGCUCAGUGCAUCUGUGAGGUUUUUCUGAGAUCACAAAAAAAGGGCA